AUGGCCACGAGCACUUCUACUGCCACUUUCACUAAGAGCAAUGAUCCUACAGCACAGCAUGGAUACCCACGCGAGCCCUUGAAGUCGAAAGGUGUACUGAAUGCAUAUAAAUCGUUCGAGGUCACGCCAGUCAUCGGUCGCGAGUUUGUUGAUCGUGGUGUUGUCUACUUUCGCAAGCAGGAUGACUUGACCGAUGAGCUUCAGAAAGAGCUGGCACAACGUCUCGGCGAGCUCUCGGGUAAGCCAGAAACAUCCAAAUUACAUAUUCACCCAGUCAGAAAUGCCGGAAACCGUCUGGGGGGCAACGACAAUGAGAUAAGUGUCAUCAGCUCAGACCUGGCGAAGCAGCUCUUCAAGGAGAGGUCACAGAGCGGCAAAAGUGGCUGGCACAGCGACAUCACUUUCGAGCCAGUACCAAGCGACUAUGCGAUCUUAAGGAUGACUCAGCUACCAAAAUCUGGAGGCGACACUCUUUGGGCCUCUGGAUAUGACCUUUACGAUCGCCUCUCGAAACCAUACCAGAAGUUCUUCGAGUCUCUUACAGCGACAUACGCGCAGCCGGAUUUCAAUCGUGCUGCCAAAGAAAAUAACUUCCCCGUUUACACCGCUGCGCGAGGUGCACCGGAGAACACUGGCGACUCACUGAGCGCUGUUCACCCCUGCGUCCGUACGAACCCCGUCACAGGAUGGAAGUCUCUCUACAGCGUCGGGCACCAUGUCCAACGUAUCAAUGAGUUGAGUGCAGAAGAAUCAAAGCGCACUAUAGAUUGGUUUCUACAGCUCAUUACUGAAAAUCACGAUCUGCAGAUCAGACAUAGAUGGCAGAAUCCAAAUGACGUGGCUAUCUGGGACAACAGGAGCGUGUUACACACCGCGACGUAUGAUACCGACGGUCAGGGCCCGAGGAAGGGGUUUAGAGUUGUCAGCUUGGGCGAGCGACCAUAUCUGGAUCCGCAAAGUAUGAGUAGGCUGGAAGCGUUGAGGCUGGAGGAGGGACAGUAG
This is a messenger RNA of Alternaria burnsii, 1002 nucleotides long. RefSeq lists its product as uncharacterized. Gene Ontology annotation, molecular function: 2-oxoglutarate-dependent dioxygenase activity. The record is from RefSeq and is a predicted model, not a curated record. The transcript is spliced from 3 exons. Gene Ontology annotation, cellular component: cytoplasm. Lineage: Eukaryota; Fungi; Ascomycota; Dothideomycetes; Pleosporales; Pleosporaceae. The coding region runs from base 1 to 1002 and encodes 333 amino acids.